GCAAUGUUCAUGGUACAUCCAUCUAUACAUCAAUUGGUCUCCGUUGAAUGUGACGGAAGAUAUUUGGGACCACCUGAAUCUCCGACUUCGUUGGUAUCGAUUGAUGCUCACACGGACUGUCGAUAUUUAAAUGGUUGGUAUCAUCUGAAGUAUGAUGUGUUCUGUCAAACGCCGCUUUCUACGGCCCUGGACGCAUGUUGGGGGCCUUCCCUGAGUUUGAGCACUCUACUUACUUCGAAGCUACGAACGGUCCUGCGAUCCUAGGACUCGUAUUAGGAGGAGGUUAUUUAUAAGAGCUCGUGACUUUUCGAUCACUGCAGCAUUGGUGCUUGACGUUUUUUUUCCCAGUCCAAGAUGAUUGUCAGUGCUUCCUGUAUCCAAAGGCUCCGUGUCCUUGCGAGAUAAGUAUAAGGGACCUGUACAAGAACGUAACCUUCUCUAGUACGGAAUUACAACCCCUCUCUAACACGAUGCCUUACUACGGUCCCGAUGAACCGUACAAAACCAUCAUGCUCGAGCGCUACUUCCUGGCUGGAGAUGUCGUUGUUGGAUUAGGCUUCGGAAUCCAAACUGUGCUCUAUGUAUCCUGCGCAACGUACCUUUGGAAGCGCCGAAAGCAAAAUCCAAUCGCUCUCUUCCUACUCGCAUACAUCACGUUGCUUUUAUCGAUUGAGGCUAUCUUUGUCGGGGUUCAGGCCAAUACGGUGCAAAUGAUAUACAUCGACAACCGCAACUACCCAGGGGGUCCAUGGCAAUUCUUCCUCGACACUCAGAACCUAGCUGUGAACGUCAUAUUCUACGCAACACUGUUUGUUAUGACCUUUUUGUCCGACAUACUAGUGCUGUGGCGAUGUUGGGUUAUCUGGACGGCAUCCGGUCAGAUCGUGGCAUAUGUUAUAACCGCCUUUCCUGCUAUAACACUCUUGGCUUCCUUUGUAAUGGGAACGUUGUGGACACUUCAGUCCAGCCAGCCCGGGCUCUCCUUUUACAGUGCCUUGCCUCUUGCCUACGGGACAUCAUAUUAUUCGAUAUCUCUCGGCUUGAACAUCAUUCUCACCAUUCUCAUUAUUCUACGACUCUACAUGUAUCGCCGUAGACUCCUUACGAGUCUUCCCCCCGAGCAUGCCCAUCAUUACGUCUCACUCGCUACCAUCAUCAUCGAGUCUGCUGCACUCUACUCAAUUUUCGCUAUUUUGUUCCUAGUCACCUACGCCGUGGGGCACCCAUCUAAUCAAAUAUUCCUGGGUGUCGCUUCAUCGACCCAGCAAAUUUCAGGUUACCUUAUCAUAUACCGUUUGGCGGAAGGUCGAGCCUGGAAGAAGAGCACUCUCAAUACGCUACCCUUGACGUCUAUGAACUUUGGCAGUCCACCUGUCUGCGCAGAAAGCGGCACUGCGACACAUCUAGGAACCAUUCAGUUACACACUCUACCCGCUAACAACGGAGCGAAAGAGGAAGACAAGUCAACUGACGAAGAUGUUUGAUGGGAUGAUUAGAUUUACAGUCACGGUUUCUCACAAGUAUAUGCGCUUUGAUCCUGUGUUUUCCACAUGUAACCUGGUCUCGAGUAAUAUCUAUACCCCUUGCUUUAUCACAGAGUCUGCCAGGGUGAACGA
Messenger RNA from Guyanagaster necrorhizus, 1616 nucleotides. RefSeq lists its product as uncharacterized. The record is from RefSeq and is a predicted model, not a curated record. Lineage: Eukaryota; Fungi; Basidiomycota; Agaricomycetes; Agaricales; Physalacriaceae. The transcript has 5 exons. Bases 471 to 1484 code for a protein of 337 amino acids.